Molecule: messenger RNA, 3377 nt
Organism: Amaranthus tricolor (Joseph's coat)
Lineage: Eukaryota; Viridiplantae; Streptophyta; Magnoliopsida; Caryophyllales; Amaranthaceae
Product: NAC domain-containing protein 75-like
Exons: 7
Coding region: 903-2447 (514 amino acids)
Biological process (GO): regulation of DNA-templated transcription
Cellular component (GO): nucleus
Molecular function (GO): DNA-binding transcription factor activity; transcription cis-regulatory region binding
Source: RefSeq, a predicted model, not a curated record
UCAAUACCCAGUUUUUCAAAUUUCCAAAAAACAUUUUUUUUAAAUGAAAAAUGGUGUAAUAUUAACAUCUAAUUUCACUUUUUUCUGCUUUAGUAAGCAGGUAGUCAAGGUAAGUUAAACACUUUAAGAUAUAAACACUUCAAUUUUCCUUCAUUCUUUCUUUUGUGGGGUUUCUCUCUCUUCCCCCACUCUCUUUCUCUCUCUAAAACUGCCUGCUUCAGAUACUUAAUUUAGGAUCAACCCCUUUAAAGUUGUGUUAUUGUAUACCUAUUUGUCUGAACCCACCUUUUUCUUUUUAAUCUUAACAGUUUUUCUGGUGUUACCUCUUCAGUUAGAGUGGUGAGCAAUAUAUGUGUUUUUCUUUUUUUUAUUUUUUCUAAUAUUAUUUAAAUUAAAUUAAAUAAAUUCUUUGCCUUCUAAUAGUUAAUUAAGGAGGUGUAUGUGUAUGUGUAUGUGUCUCUCUAUAGUGUGUGUGUGUGUGUUUUUAGCUGAAUUCCACCCAAAACUGUCAGUUUCUACCCUUUUCAGUUUUCCCUCCUCUUCUUAUCCCUUUCUCUCUCCUCCAACUCUAUCUCUAAAAUUUCUUCUUGGGAAAUUCAACCAUUUCCCAUCUGGGUUUUCAUUUUUCUCAUCUGGUUUCUUGGAGGAAAUAGAAGAAAUGAUUGGUAAUGUGUUAUUAUAUGUGAAAGUUGAUAUAGUAGUAGUAGUACAACAACUAUUGCUAUUGAUGAUGAGGAGAGUGUCAUUUGAAGUGUAGAAGAAGCAAAGGUCAUUGUUAUAAUAAUAAAGUAUACUAUUAAUUACUAUAUUAAUUAAUUAAUUUCAUUUCAAAAUAGGUAUUAGGAAAAGAGCUAAUUAAUUUAGUUUAUUUUAAGGUUACUAUACUACUACAAUAACUAGCUAUGAAUACUAGCAACAAAACCCAAUUAAGUUCCAUUAGUAGUGCUAGUGAUCUUAUAGAUGCUAAACUUGAAGAACAUCAACUUUGUGGAUCAAAACAAUGUCCUGGAUGUGGCCAUAAGCUCGAAGGAUCGAAACCGGAUUGGGUAGGUCUACCAGCUGGUGUCAAAUUUGACCCAACAGAUCAAGAGUUGAUAGAACAUCUAGAAGCAAAAGUGGAAGGAAAAUCUUCUAAAUCUCAUCCGUUAAUUGAUGAAUUUAUCCCUACUAUUGAAGGUGAAGAUGGAAUUUGUUAUACUCAUCCUGAAAAACUCCCAGGAGUAACAAGAGAUGGAUUGAGCAGACAUUUCUUCCAUAGACCAUCGAAAGCUUAUACAACAGGAACAAGAAAAAGAAGGAAAAUCCAAACAGAAUGUGAUCUUCAAGGGGGUGAAACCCGAUGGCAUAAAACGGGUAAAACUCGACCAGUAAUGUUAAAUGGGAAGCAAAAGGGGUGUAAAAAGAUCCUAGUUCUUUACACAAACUUUGGUAAAAACCGAAAACCCGAAAAAACAAAUUGGGUCAUGCAUCAAUAUCAUUUAGGACAACAUGAAGAAGAAAAGGAAGGGGAAUUAGUAGUAUCUAAAAUCUUCUACCAAACACAACCUAGGCAAUGUACUUGGACGUCAGAGCGAACCGCCACCACCGGAGACGGUGGAAGUGAGCCGAGCGGUCGGAGGGAAAGUGGGAGUGGAAGUGGAAGUGGAAGUACAUCUUCUUCUAAAGAAGUUAUAACACAUCAUAAUAGAGAUGAUCAUCAUAUGUCUAUUUCAGCUGGUGUUAAUGUGGGUGCACUUUCUAGUUUUACUGCUUUGGAUAUGCAACAUUUUAGAGCUGCUGGUGAACAAUUUAGCUAUGUACCAUUUGGUAGAAAACCCUUUGAUGAGGUGGGAAUAAGAGAUGCUACAACAAUAGUAAGCCGGGAGACGGCAGCAUUGCCAUCUACAUGCGACGACCAUGAGCCGAGGCCGCAACAGCAUCAUCAUCAUCAUCAUCAUCAAUAUCAACAUCAACAUCAACAUCAUCAACAUAUCCAUCAUCCUCAUCCCAUGAAUGUUCCACAAGAUCAUCAUCAUCAUACACAGCAAGGCAUUGCAACGACGGCUGCCUUCCAUAUGAGUACACCAUCACAUCCCAUCUCUCAAAUAAUAUCUCCACCUCCUCUUCAUCAUGCCUCCAUAAUUUUGGAUGAUGAUUCAUUUCAACAUGUGUCUAGAAUCAUGCACCUUCAAAAUGAAAGUUUUCAUCAACAGCAUCAACAUGAGCAGCAGCAACAACAACAUGAUCAGACACAACAACAACAUCAUAAAAUAGUAGGAAGGUCUGCAGCUGGUUUGGAAGAAAUCAUCAUGGCCUGCACUUCUUCUGCUUCUGUUUCUGUUCCUUCUUCUGCUGGUGAAAUCAAGGAACAGGAGUCUUCUAUGACAAAUCCACCACCUUCAGAAGCAGAAUGGAUCAAGUUCUCUACAUUCUGGCAUGAUCCUGACCAUUCAGAUCAUCAUGGAUAAUUUCUAUGUUACUUGGACUCGGGUACUAAUGUCAGAUACUGGUACGUGUCCAAGCGUCGAAUACAUCUAAAUAUUCAAUUUUACGUCUAAAAUGAAGUGCUUAAGUGCCAUACCAAUAUCCGAGGAUCAAGGAUUGGACACGGGUACAUGAAGCAAGAUGAAGAGUCCGAGUAAAUAGGAUAGGAUGAUAUAAAAAACAUGGAAAGAAAAUGAAAAAAGAAAAUUAUUUACUAAAAAAAUUUUAUAUUAAGUUCUUUUGAAGCAGAAGACAUUUUUUUAUACAUACACAAAUAUACAGCCUUUGGUAUUUUUUUUUCACCCUUUCUUUUGUUGCUUAAUUUAUUUAAUUUCCUUUUUCAUGGGCAUCUCCAAUAGCAAAAUAACUAAACUAACUGAACUUACAACUGUUUGAUGUUGUAUAGUAAUAUGAAGAAGGAGAGAUAAGAGAAAAAGAAUGAAAAGAGAAACCUUAGCCUCCUUUUUCUCCUUCAACAAAGAAAAAGAAAGGAAAAGGCUGUUGGCUUACUGACAAAUUAGAAGAUGAACCAUCUAAGACCAUAAAGCAUAUCUGCCCCUCUUCAUCAAAAUCAUCACCAUUAUGAUUACAAAAUCAUCUUUUUCAAGGGGGCUUUUUUUUUUUUUUGAUUUAAAUUAUUUUAUUUUAUUUUAUUUUAUUUUUCUGUGGUUUGUUGUUGUAGACUUAUAGGAAUAUAAGUUUAUUUUCUUGAAGUAUAUUAUUUAUUUCUUUUGUUUAUCUAAAAAGAAAGAAAAAAGAAAAGAAAAGAAAAUUUGCCAGUAAUCUAGUUUGUGCAAAUUUAUUACAGGAGCAUUUGUUAAUUUGUGCUACUGUAUAGAUAAACUUCUGUAUUAUUAUUAGCAUAUAUAAUGUAAUGUAAAGUAAAUUGCUUGCAAUGGGUUUUUCCUUUAUAG